GGGGUCGAAUCUGCAUUCAAAUUGACAUGUUGGUUCAAAGUUCCCAAACGCCGGGGGAGGGGCUCUCUUUUACUGGGAGGUGGCACAGAAUGGAGCUCCCUGCUGUGUGGUAUCCAGGGUACUUCGGAUGGACUAAAGCUACAGAUCACAUGAAGCACUCUCGGUCAAGGAGCGUGAUGACCGGCGAGCAGAUGGCGGCCUUUCACCCCACGUCCACCCCCAACCCGCUGGAAAGACCCCUCAAGAUGGGCUGGCUGAAGAAGCAGAGGUCCAUCGUCAAGAACUGGCAGCAGAGGUACUUCGUGCUGAGGGCGCAGCAGCUCUACUACUACAAGGAUGAAGAGGACGUGAAGCAUCAGGGCUGCAUGUAUCUGCCCGGAUGUACAGUCAAGGAGAUCGCCACAAACCCAGAAGAAGCGGGGAAGUUUGUCUUUGAGGUCAUUCCAGCCUCAUGUGACCAGAGUCGCACGGGACAGGACUCCUAUGUCCUCAUGGCCAGCUCCCAAGCGGAAAUGGAGGAGUGGGUUAAAUUCCUUAGGAGAGUCGCUGGCACACCCUCUGGAGCGGUGUUCGGCCAGCGCUUGGAUGAGACAGUGGCCUAUGAGCAGAAAUUUGGCCCCCACCUGGUGCCCAUCCUGGUGGAGAAGUGUGCGGAGUUCAUCCUGGAGCACGGCCUGAACGAAGAGGGCAUCUUCCGGCUGCCUGGGCAGGACAACCUGGUGAAGCAGCUGAGAGAUGCUUUUGACGCGGGGGAGCGGCCCUCCUUUGACAGAGAUACAGAUGUGCACACGGUGGCCUCCCUGCUGAAGCUCUACCUCCGAGACCUCCCGGAACCAGUGGUUCCCUGGAACCAGUAUGAGGGGUUCCUGCUAUGCGGGCAGCUCAUGAAUGCAGAUGAAGCAAAGGCUCAGCAGGAGCUGAUUAAGCAGCUCUCCAUCCUUCCUCGAGACAACUACAACCUCAUGAGCUACCUCUGCAGGUUUCUGCAUGAAAUCCAGCUGAACUGUGGUGUUAACAAGAUGAGUGUGGACAAUCUGGCUACUGUGAUCGGUGUGAAUCUCAUCAGGUCAAAGGUAGAAGACCCUGCUGUGAUCAUGAGAGGGACUCCUCAGAUCCAAAGAGUGAUGACCAUGAUGAUCAGAGACCAUGAAGUCCUCUUCCCCAAGUCUAAAGAUGCACCCGUAUCACCUCCUGCCCAAAAAAAUGACCCCAAGAAACCUCCAGUGGCACGAAGUUCUGUGGGCUGGGAUGCUACUGAGGACACUCCAAUUUCUAGAACAGACAGCGUCAGUAACAUGGCGAGCGACUCAGAGACAACCAGCCCCACUGGACAACAGCCAGGUGAUGGGUGUCUGGGAGACAGCAGCAAAGCAUCCAGGGAAAAGCCAGGAGACUGGAAGACACAAUCCCGGAAAAGGACUCAGACACUCCCUAACCGGAAAUGCUUCUUGACAUCAGCUUUUCAAGGUGCCAAUAGCUGCAAAGCGGAGAUCUUUAAAAAUGAGUUCUGGUCCCCUUCUUCGGAGGGGGCGGCAGGGGAAGGGCACAGGAGAACAAUGUCUCAAGGUGUGCCGCAGUGUUUUGACUCCCAGAGGACUUCCACCUACGAUAAUGUCCCCACCCAGCCCCGGUCCCCUGGGGACGCAGAACGUGCACCCUUGUCUCCGGCUGAUGACUCCAAGAGAGAUGCUCUUGCCAGCCCAAACUCUGAAACCGGGCCUGGGAAAAAGAACUCUGGAGAAGAGGAACUUGAAUCUUUGCAGAGGAUGGUCCAGGAGCUGCAGAAGAAAAUAGAAAUGCAGAAGCAAAUGUAUGAGGAACAGAUUGAAAACCUCGAGAAGGAGAACUAUGACGUCUGGGCCAAGGUGGUGAGGCUCAGUGAAGAACUGGAGACAGAGAAGAAGAAGUCGGCAGCCCUGGAAAUCAGCCUCCGCAAUGUGGAGCGCUCCCUGGAGGACGUGGAGAGGCGGAACAAGGCCUUGGAAGAAGAAGUCAAGGAGUUUGUCAAAUCGAUGAAGGAGCCCAAGGCAGACGCUUGAGGGUCCCAGCAGCACCACAGAGACAGCCCGCAGGGACCCAGCACGGCGCCCUUUCUUGGUGCCCGCUGAUGACCAGGAGACAUAAUUGCUCCCCAGGAGGGAGAGGACGUUUGUGGGGAGAGCAUCCCAUUUCCCAGUGAAUGAACCAGUGGAGUUUGUAGGAAGAUGAGGGUGAGCAGGGACUCAUGUGGACACCUCUGAGCCCCUGAGGCUGUAUUUCAAAGGCUUGCAUGAUGGUGGUCUCAGGCCAAGUGGAAGGGACCUCCCAGGGCUGGAUAGCUGUGUCCAAUGGAGACUUUGAAGCAGGCCACAUCCCAGGGCC
This is a messenger RNA of Vicugna pacos (alpaca), 2361 nucleotides long. The record is from RefSeq and is a predicted model, not a curated record. NCBI's taxonomy places the organism in Eukaryota, Metazoa, Chordata, Mammalia, Artiodactyla, Camelidae.